Messenger RNA from Colletotrichum lupini, 489 nucleotides. RefSeq lists its product as uncharacterized. The record is from RefSeq and is a predicted model, not a curated record. The transcript has 4 exons. Lineage: Eukaryota; Fungi; Ascomycota; Sordariomycetes; Glomerellales; Glomerellaceae. The coding region runs from base 1 to 489 and encodes 162 amino acids.
AUGAAGUGCACCUACAUCCUCCCGCUCAUCGCCGCCACCCUAGUCGCCUCUUCAGUCCUAUCAAGCAGAGACCUGACCGAAAGACAAGCAAAAAAGUGCAAAACCUUCCAAAUCUUCAGAGACCCGGACGCCAUCACCGGCGGCAGCCCCAAUUUCGUAGGCACACCGCAAUGCUGCUGCCAAAACGAGCAGUGCCACGUCAUCGACCGGGUCAACGGCAUCAACACCUCGGCGAACUUGAACGAUUUCCUCGCGGGCACUUUCACUAUAGAGGAUGCUCGUGGUCAAGCUAAGGGGACGCCUGGAUCGAAUGAUAUCCGGGGGGCUACGUAUACUGUUGGAGCGCAGGGUGGCUGUAGCAAUUGUAGAGAGCCUUUCGAGCGAAUGAUUCCUGACGCAUUCACUGCAUUUUUGGCCGCUCCAGAAGGUCUCGCUACCGUCCAACAGAUCGACCUGAUAGGAGUCUUCAAGCCACAAAGGGCCAUCUAG